AUGACGACGAAAAUCAGCUUUAUCAAUACCGAAAAAAGAAAACUUGACGCCUUUACUGGUGACGAGUCUCAACAAGGUGGUCCGAUUCAAAAACUUCUAAAGAGAACUUCCACUGAACAACUUUCAAAUAUUUAUUCUCAAGACCGAUUCACUUUUGAAACUCAAAACAGAGCCGCUCAAAGAGCGUUCAGAGAAAGAAAAGAACGUCACCUUCGAGAACUCGAAAAUACUAUAAAGACUUUACGCGAAAAUCAAUACGACUCUGCGCUUAAAGUUCAAAGAGAACUAACGCACUAUCGCUCGUUGAUCGAGCAACUUGAGUCCGAAAACUAUUAUUUAAAAGAGAUCGCGUUUACUUUUGAAUGUGCUUUAAACAAGAUUAAUGGGAACAAUGAUGCUACUACAAAGAUAAAGAAUGCUUUAUCCCUCAACAUACCCGCUCGUUCUUCUGCCCCUUCUCAACCUUUAACCGGAGUUAGUGGUAUUAUCGGACAUAUUACAUCCCCUUUUGGUUUUGGGGCUUUGCAGAUGCGACACGCUGGUUUACAAUCACGACAAGUUCCAACCGUACAACAACUACAAAAUAAUUUUCUCGAUUUAUUUCAAGUUCCCGUUAGCUCCAAUGGUCGUGAUGCACAUCUCGGUGUUUCAUCACCAGUUUCAAGUAACGUUAUGAUGUCUCCUAAUGGAUCAAGCACCAUUUCCACCAAAUCCGUUAGUAUUGCGAGUUCACCCUUAACGCCUGAAUCGAUCGCUGAAUCGAUCUCACCUUCAAGUACCUUCUUUGCUGAAGAGUUUGCUCGUGAGAUGACCCUUGCUGAUAUGAAACCUUUCGUCAAUCCAACUCCUGGCAUACAAAUCAGUCAUGAACCUUCAUUUGUUGGUUCUUACCCUUUCAAUUCAUCGAUUGCUUCAUUUUACAAGUCGGCCAUUUCAUCAUCAUCACAAGUAAUGUCUAAAUCGAAUUCGACCGUUUCUACAGGUUCUACCGAAUCAUCGAACGAUGACACCGCUAACACAAAUAAGAACAACUCAUCCGGUCCAACCUCUCCGUUCAUGGAUGGAACGGUUUAUAAUUUUGCUGAUGUCUUCUCAGCUUAUCUGAAUGACAAUGAUCUUGAAGAAUUUCCCGGUGUGGAAUUUAAUAACUCGGAUGUCUCGCCGUCAUCUGAACAACAACAAGAUACGACGAAGAGGUUAUCGAAGGAAGAAGAUCAGAUAAUUAGAUUGAGUAAGAAAGUUGGUCAGACAUAUCCUCAACCUGUCAUGCCAAAGAUAAGACAUCCUCUCACCGAACAACAAAUCCAAUACUUGACAAUAGAUCAUGAUCGUCGUAUUGACAUGAUUCCAUGUUUACACUUACGGUCUCGUAUGAUUCAAUAUAAAGAUGAAUAUGAUCUUUACGAAUUAUGUGAAUUGUUGAUUAAUAAGGCGAUAUGCCACGGGGAACCUCUUGAUCCUGAUAGCUGGGAAUUACCUGAUGAAUUCUUUGAACGAUACGAUGUUUUGGUAUUUCAACAUUGUCGUAUAAAAAGUAGCUUAUAUAAGAAAUUUGGUCAUUUACCGGCCGAUUUUGAAAGCUUUUACGGAAAAGGUGAAAGUCUUGAUAAUUCGUUGAUAUUUGAUUAA
This is a messenger RNA of Funneliformis geosporum, 1629 nucleotides long. NCBI's taxonomy places the organism in Eukaryota, Fungi, Glomeromycota, Glomeromycetes, Glomerales, Glomeraceae. The record is from the annotation of a GenBank genome assembly.